UGAGUAUCCUCAUAUAUACUUCAAAAAAUGAUGAAAAGAUCAACUGCUUUUUCCGCCUUCUUUCUUAUCCUUUUCGUGCUUAUUGUCUCAGAAAUUGCAAGUGUACAAGGAGCACUAUGUGAGAAAGCGAGCUUGACAUGGUCAGGAAAUUGUGGCAACACGGGACAUUGUGAUAACCAGUGCAAGUCUUGGGAGGGUGCGGUUCAUGGAGCGUGUCAUGUGCGUAAUGGAGGGAAACAUAUGUGCUUUUGCUACUUCAAUUGUCCAUUAGCCGAAAAGCUUGCCCAAGACAAACGUAAAGCCGAACUGCUCGCCAAGGAUAAACUCGAAGCUGAAAAUCUUGGCCAUAGUGAUGCAAAGAAAGUAGUACCUAAUGUUGAGAAACCAUGA
Messenger RNA from Erigeron canadensis, 390 nucleotides. RefSeq names its product anther-specific protein SF18-like. NCBI's taxonomy places the organism in Eukaryota, Viridiplantae, Streptophyta, Magnoliopsida, Asterales, Asteraceae. Bases 28 to 390 code for a protein of 120 amino acids. The record is from RefSeq and is a predicted model, not a curated record. Gene Ontology annotation, biological process: defense response. The transcript has 2 exons.